Molecule: messenger RNA, 634 nt
Organism: Arachis duranensis
Lineage: Eukaryota; Viridiplantae; Streptophyta; Magnoliopsida; Fabales; Fabaceae
Product: 16 kDa phloem protein 2
Exons: 5
Coding region: 45-425 (126 amino acids)
Source: RefSeq, a predicted model, not a curated record
UUUCAACAAUUAUAAGCGAGAGAGAAGUGUAUGUGUCAAAAGAGAUGCCUCGUGGAACGCUCGAAGUCAUUCUUGUGAGCGCAAAAGGUCUUAAGGAUGCUGAUUUUCUCAAAAAAAUGGAUCCUUAUGUAAUUCUCACUUAUCGAGCACAGGAGAAUAGAAGCAGUGUGGCAAGAGGUGGAGGAUCUAACCCUCGUUGGAAUGAGAGCUUUCUUUUCACAGUUUCUGAUAAUGUUGCUGAACUUAAUCUGAGGAUUAUGGACAAAGAUACUUUUACUCGGGAUGAUUUUCUUGGUGAGGCAAGAAUUCCAUUAGAACCAGUUUUUGCUGCGGGUAGCAUUCAGGAAACUUCUUACAAUGUUGUUAAGAACCAGAAUUAUUGUGGAGAGAUUAAGGUGGCUCUCACUUUUAAUCCUGAGUGGUAACUUGGGUGAUGAACUCCAAGAGGAAAGCUAUAAACAUGGGAGGAUGAGGAUGGAAUGAAGAGAGUUACAGGAGACAAGAUCUAUAAGUAUUUUAAAAAAAUAAAAGUAUUAAAUGGAUUUUGAAAAAUUUUUGUAAUAAAUUUAUAUAUCUUGGUGAUAAAAAGAUGAAAUGCGUUCUAGUUGAAAAUUUUCAUAAAUUUAUUAGUCGU